GUCUGUUUUAAAGAACCAAUGAACCGAAGGAAAGGACCUCGUCGUACCUCUCAUACUCAAAGGCAAGGUGAUCCAGCAGGAGAAAGGAGAUGGAAGAAUCAAAACCAAUGGCAAGACCAAGGGAGUGCACUAGUGAAGGAGGCACAGGAAACUGUGCAGAAGGGAACCUGCCAAACCAUGUGCCCUGCUCGAGAAAUGCAGGAGCGGGAGUCACAGAACCGGCUGCACCACUUCGAGAUGUUGGCAGGCACAGAAGGACAUCGUAAGCCCAGAGCAGACCCCUCUCGUAUUGUCAAGGAGUACUCCAGACCAGCAGCAGGCAAAGACUCAACAAACCCCUCUGACCUCCGUCCUCCUGCUGUGUUGCUGAAAACUGUGUGUUACCUUAUUGAUGAUAUUGCUGCAGCUCCAGCACUGCAACCUUGGUCUGAGGUUUACAGCUUUGUCUUCGAUCGGCUGCGUGGUGUGAAGCAGGACAUGAUCAUUCAGCGGGUGUCUGGAACCGAAUGUGUAGCGAUUCUGGAGAGGAUGGUCCGUUUCCUCAUAUAUGCUUCUUAUCGUCUUUGUGGUGAGCCUCUGCGCCUGUAUGAUCCAAAAAUCAAUGAGACACACCUCCAGGAAAAUCUGAGCUGGCUGUUGGACUGUUACGCCAGUGGAACAGGACCUCACACCAACCAAGAUGAGUUCCAGGCACUUGGUCUACUGUACAACUUAGGUUCACCUCGUGCCAUGCAGCACAUCAUGGAGCUUCCAGAGGAACUCCGUAGCAGUCCUGCCAUUAGUCUCGCUCUGUCAGUCAAUCAGGCUUUUCUUGAACGUAAUCCUGUUCGCCUUCUGCGAUUGGCCCAGAAGCUUAACUUCCUCCAAAGUUGUGCUCUCCACCGACACCUGGUGACAUGUCGCAAGGACCUGCUACUAAUAUACAGCCAUGGAUUCAGCAGCCGCAACUGUCGAUUUCCACUGGACAAACUGUGCCAGGUCUUGGCUUUGGACUGGUCACUCACAACCCAACUCUGCCAGACUUAUGGAGUUGAGAUUAAGGACAACCACGUGGUGUUCACCAAGACUGCAUUCACUGACCCCGAACAAGGAAAACUGCAAUGUUUACAGUAUCACAACAUAGUGGAGGAAAAACAGAAAGACCUCACUGUUAGGAGUAUUAUUCAUGGUUCCACUUAAUAUUCAGGAGAGGAGUGAUAAAUAAUCAAUUGUUUUAUUGAUUUUCAGAGGGAAAUGUAUGGCAUCAAGAUGAGGCCAGAUAACAUUGUGCAUGUAUGUGAAGUAUUGUAAGCGCAAGUGAAAUGUACCUGCAAAACUCCUUUUGCUCCUACAAACCUGUUUUUUGCUUUUACAAAAUGCUUUUUGCAUUUACAAAACUUUGUCUACAUUUACAAAACUUUUCUGCAGUUCCAAAACACUGUUCUGUGGUUACAAAACUUUUCUGUGGCUACAAAACAUUCUGGCUUCUUGUGGGAGAGUAGUUAGAUGAGAGGCGUGUCCAGACCUGGUCUAGACAGGAAGCAGUAUUAGUGGUGAUGGACAGACAUCGCCUCAUUCACUACAAUGGAGCGAUUGCAAAAGACCAUCGUAAUAUGUCUAUUUCACUGUAAGUAACACCAUUUAUUAAUAUGAAGUUGAGAGUGAAGUUGGUUCUGUUCUUGAAACCAGUUCAGAGAUCUGUAAACAGAACCAGUAUUGUUUACAGAACUCGGAACGAAGCCGUGCUCCAAGUUCCAAGCCCUGGCUCACAGCCGGUUCUGAGUAAGGCUCUCCAUCGGCUUGGGGCUCUGAGCCGGCAGCACCGUACACAUGAUGGAGAGCCUUACUUGGACCUGGAUCCGAGGUUCGUUUAAGUUACACGGCACUGCUGUGUGUGAGCCAGGACUCGGAGCUUAGAGCACGGUUUUGUUCUGAGUUACACAUUACGGUGGUACAUCGCAGCCGCUCUAUUGUUACGAAUGAGGUGAUGUCUGUCCAUCCCCACUAAUACUGCUUCCUGUCUAGACCAGGUCUGGACACACCUCUCAUCUAACCACUCCCCCACAAGAGGCCAGAAUGUUUUGUAAACACAGAAAAGUUUUGUAACCGCAGAAAAGUGUUUUGUAACUGCAGAAAAGUGUUUUGUAACUGCAGAAAAGUGUUUUGUAACUGCAGAAAAGUUUUGUAAAUGCAGACAAUGUUUUGUAAACGCAGAAAGUGUUUUUGUAAAAGCAAAAAACGGGUUUGUAGGAGCAAAAUAAGUUUUGUAGGUGCAUUUUUAAAAAGAAUUAUAUAUUUUUGGUUUACAAAACUUCACUUGUGCUUACAAUACUUCCUGUACGUGUACAAUGUUAUCUGGCCUCAUCUUGGCGCCAUUGAAUAUGUUGUUUGCCCAUUUCUCCACAUACUAAAUGUUCCAACCUUAGUGGAUCUUUUUGGGUGUGAUCCGCCUAUACUGUCCACCUUCAGUGUGUCUAGGUAACGAGUUGCUUUAGACCCUAUGAGAUGAAAACUGUUAAGGUUGCCUUCCCCAUAAUCAGGGCCAGGAGCUAAAAUGGGUCAUGGAACCUUUUUUAUUGAGUUGCCCAUUGGUAAGAAUAAGGUAAAACACAUACUUGUACAAUUAAGUACUUGGACUUGACCCACUUGAUGCUACUUUAUACUUAAAUAUUUUUAUUCCACCACAUUUAUGUGACACUAAGAGUUUAAGUCUUUACAUAAAGGCCUUUUCCUGUAGAAAAUUGAUCCAAAAUUGCCUCCACAGACAACAACAUUAGAACUGAAGCAUUUAAGAAAACCAGUAAUAUAUCUUUAUAUAAUAAACUAGACCUAUAAAAAGAGCUAUUUUGACAUUGGAAGAGUCAGUAAAAAUACAGAUUCUAUGGCAGUUGAUUUAAUACAUUUAAGUCAUUUAGAAAGAGCCAUUAGUCAACUGGUCAUUACAGUAGUCGAUGACUAGUCGACCACUGAAAUAGUCAUUAAUUCCAGUCCUACUUUGGACUACGCAUGUGCCACAAAAUGCUGUAAAUUUAUGUUUUGACAUGGACUAGGUGCCUGAAUUACUUAAUAUUAUAUUGAUGCCAUAUUGUGUAUUUUUGAGCGAGUCCUUGAAAAAUGAGUCAUAUCCCUACAACAGUCACAUAAUAAAACCACAAUAAAACAGUU
Messenger RNA from Sphaeramia orbicularis (orbiculate cardinalfish), 3144 nucleotides. It is a transcript of the gene sac3d1, whose product is annotated as SAC3 domain containing 1. Bases 19 to 1179 code for a protein of 386 amino acids. The record is from RefSeq and is a predicted model, not a curated record. Lineage: Eukaryota; Metazoa; Chordata; Actinopteri; Kurtiformes; Apogonidae. Gene Ontology annotation, cellular component: spindle; nucleus; centrosome. Gene Ontology annotation, biological process: spindle assembly; centrosome duplication. The transcript has 4 exons.